AUGAAUCAGAUUCCUCGUGAAGAAAUCGCUAUUCCUGAUGGCAGAUGUUUUUAUCUUCCUCAUCACGCAGUUUUGAAGCCUGACAGCUCCUCCACAACAUUACGUGUCGUGUUUGAUGGUUCAGCUAAGGGCUCCACGGGAAAGUCCUUAAACAGUACUCUUUUGAUAGGCCCUCCUAUUCAACGCCAUUUAAUAGGUGUGUCCUUACGUUUUCGUCAACAUCCAUUCGUGUUUACUGAAGACGUUGUUAAAAUGUUUGGACAAAUUCGGGUUUAUGAUUCACAUGCUGACUAUCAGCGUAUUGUUUGGGGUGAAUCUCCUUCGACAGAAAUCGACCAUUAUAGUUUACGUACUGUGACGUACGGUACAGCAUCCGCUCCAUUUUUGUCUGUUCGCAUUCUGAAACAACUUGCAAAAGAUUAUACAUCAGAUUACCUAAACGAAGCCCGAGUUAUCCUAGAAGAUGUCUAG
Molecule: messenger RNA, 471 nt
Organism: Eupeodes corollae
Lineage: Eukaryota; Metazoa; Arthropoda; Insecta; Diptera; Syrphidae
Exons: 1
Coding region: 1-471 (156 amino acids)
Source: RefSeq, a predicted model, not a curated record